UGACUCUCCUCAAAAUGAAGAACAUAUUGGAAGGAUUCAGGGCAGCUCUAAGAUUUGAAGGACAAACUGAACAACUGAGCCUCAGGGGCAGGAACUAGAGCCCCAGGACUGCAUGUGAAGGGGGAGGGGAGCUCCCACUGAAAACUGAAGCGUAGUUACCAGAGAAGGGAUGCGAAUGCUGGGUCCACAAAAACGAGAGCUGUCCUCACGAGGCUCACUCCUACCAAGAAGAAAAUAAAACCGAGUCAGUUGGAAAGCUAAUGCCUUAUCAUACCUUGAAAGGAUCAUCCAUCGGUGCUCCAUCAACAUUUGUGGAUUGGAAGAAUAAAUGAAGCAAGGAAUGCUAAAGAAUUUGGGCAUCAUCCAGAGGGCAUUGAAGACUUUGAAGUGCUUCAAGCUCGGGAGGUGACAUGGCCAGAUUUGCAUUUUGGAAAGCUCAGGAAGCCCCAGAUCUAAUCUGCAUCUCACGGGCUGCCAAUGCCCAAAGAAUAGCCCACAAGAGCGUGCGUCACCUCUAGACACAUCCACCAGACACUUCUCCUCCCAGUCCGUCUGACCUGUUGCUUAGGGACGCGUCCCACAGCUUCUUCUGACGUCUGCCCGAUCAACCAUCGCGUCCUUAGAGAACAAGGAAGGAAGCAGACGCAGGAAAUCAUGCCACCGACCGCCAAACGGCAAUGAGUGGGUGACACCGACUUGACGUCAAAGACCGACAAGAUCACGCCCAAGAGCAACUCACCCUCGAGACUCCCCUCAACCCCUGCAGCGCCAGCCCCCAGCUCCUUCUCGGCGCCACCGGCAGCUGAGCGUCUCUCGGUAAAGUCGUCUUGGCUGGACAGAGCCUGAGAUCUUCUUCAGACCCUUGGACACUAGACAUCAUGGAGAAUCACAUGUUCAGUGUUCAGCAAAUCCAGCCCAAUGUGAUUUCGGUCCGCCUUUUCAAGCGCAAAGUGGGGGGCCUGGGAUUCCUGGUGAAGGAGCGGGUGAGCAAGCCCCCCGUGAUCAUCUCUGACCUGAUUCGAGGGGGUGCUGCGGAGCAGAGUGGCCUCAUCCAGGCUGGAGACAUCAUUCUCGCGGUCAACGGCCAGCCCUUGGUGGACCUGAGUUACGCCAGCGCCCUGGAGGUGCUCAGGGGCGUUGCCUCUGAGACCCACGUGGUCCUCAUCCUGAGGGGCCCCGAGGGCUUCACCACGCACCUGGAGACCACCUUCACUGGGGACGGGACCCCCAAGACCAUCCGGGUGACACGACCCCUGGGUCCCCCCACCGCAGCCGUCGACCUGUCACACCAGUCGUCAACCUGCAAAGAGCAGCCACUGGCAGUGGACGGGGUCACAGGUCCUGGCAGUGGGCCACAGCAUGUCCACAACAAUGGCCAGGAACCUGGCUUGCUGUCUCACACCAACGGCCUGGCGCCCAGGCCCCCGAGCCAGGACCCCGCCAAGAAAAGUCCCAGGGUCGCCAUCCCGGGCAGUGAGGAGCGCAAUGAACUACUCAAAGAGAUAGAACCUGUGCUGAGCCUUCUCACCAGUGGUGACAGAGGGAUCAAUGGAGGUGGACCCACCAAGGCAGAGACAAAAGAUGCAGAAGUCCAGGUGGACAGAGAUCUGGAUGGCAAGUCACACAAACCUCUGCCCCUUGGCGUGGAGAAUGACCGCGUCUUCAAUGACCUGUGGGGGAAGGGCAACAUGCCCGUGGUCCUCAACAACCCAUAUUCAGAGAAGGAGCAGCCCCCUGCCUCAGGAAAACAGUCGCCCCCAAAGAAUGGCAGCCCUUCCAAGUGCCCCCGCUUCCUCAAGGUCAAGAACUGGGAGACUGACGUAGUUCUCACGGACACUCUCCACCUGAAGAGCACGUUGGAAACGGGAUGCAGCGAGCAUAUCUGUAUGGGCUCCAUCAUGCAUGCUUCUCAGCAAGUGCGAAGGCCUGAAGACGUCCGCACAAAAGAACAGCUCUUCCCUCUUGCCAAAGAGUUUAUUGAUCAGUACUACUCGUCAAUUAAAAGAUUUGGCUCCAAAGCCCACAUGGAGAGGCUAGAAGAGGUGAACAAAGAGAUUGAAACCACCAGCACCUACCAGCUCAAAGACACGGAGCUCAUCUAUGGAGCUAAGCACGCCUGGCGGAAUGCCUCCCGCUGUGUUGGCAGGAUCCAGUGGUCCAAGCUGCAGGUGUUCGAUGCCCGAGACUGCACCACGGCCCACGGCAUGUUCAACUAUAUUUGCAACCAUAUCAAGUAUGCUACCAACAAAGGGAACCUCAGGUCUGCCAUCACCAUAUUUCCCCAGAGGAUUGACAGCAGGCGUGAUUUCCGAGUCUGGAACUCCCAGCUCAUUCGCUAUGCUGGCUACAAGCAGCCCGACGGCUCCAUCCUGGGGGAUCCAGCCAGUGUGGAAUUGACAGAGAUCUGCAUACAGCAAGGUUGGAAACCCCCGAGAGGCCGCUUCGAUGUCCUGCCACUCCUGCUCCAGGCCAACGGCAAUGACCCUGAGCUCUUCCAGAUUCCUCCAGAGCUGGUGUUGGAAGUGCCCAUCAGGCACCCCAAGUUCGAGUGGUUCAAGGACCUGGGGCUAAAGUGGUAUGGCCUCCCCGCUGUGGCCAACAUGCUUUUGGAGAUUGGCGGCCUGGAGUUCAGCGCCUGUCCCUUCAGUGGCUGGUACAUGGGCACAGAGAUUGGUGUCCGCGACUACUGUGACAACUCUCGGUACAACAUCCUAGAGGAAGUGGCCAAGAAGAUGAACUUGGACAUGAGGAAGACAUCCUCCCUGUGGAAGGACCAGGCACUGGUGGAGAUCAACAUUGCAGUUCUCUACAGCUUCCAGAGUGACAAAGUGACCAUUGUUGACCACCACUCUGCCACCGAGUCUUUCAUUAAGCACAUGGAGAAUGAGUACCGCUGCCGGGGGGGCUGCCCUGCCGACUGGGUGUGGAUUGUGCCCCCCAUGUCUGGCAGCAUCACCCCCGUCUUUCAUCAGGAGAUGCUCAACUACCGGCUCACCCCCUCCUUCGAAUACCAGCCUGACCCUUGGAACACCCAUGUCUGGAAAGGGACCAACGGGACCCCCACAAAGAGGAGAGCCAUCGGCUUCAAGAAGCUGGCAGAAGCCGUCAAGUUCUCGGCCAAGCUAAUGGGGCAGGCCAUGGCUAAGAGGGUCAAGGCAACCAUCCUGUAUGCUACAGAGACAGGCAAAUCGCAGGCCUACGCCAAAACCCUGUGUGAGAUCUUCAAACACGCCUUUGAUGCCAAGGUGAUGUCCAUGGAGGAGUAUGACAUUGUGCAUCUGGAGCAUGAAACUCUGGUCCUGGUGGUCACCAGCACCUUUGGCAACGGAGAUCCCCCUGAGAACGGGGAGAAAUUCGGCUGUGCUUUGAUGGAAAUGAGGCACCCUAACUCUGUGCAAGAGGAAAGGAAGUACCCGGAACCCUUGCGUUUCUUUCCCCGUAAAGGGUCUCCCCACCCCCGAGGUAACACAGAAGUCCGAAAUCUGGCUACAGCCCGUGACAGCCAGCACAGGAGCUACAAGGUCAGGUUCAAUAGUGUGUCCUCAUAUUCCGAGGCCCGCAAAUCAUCGGGUGAAGGGCCAGACCUCAGAGACAACUUCGAGAGCACUGGCCCCCUGGCGAAUGUGAGGUUCUCGGUGUUCGGCCUGGGCUCACGGGCAUACCCUCACUUCUGCGCCUUUGGGCACGCCGUGGACACCCUCCUGGAAGAGCUGGGAGGAGAGAGAAUCCUGAAGAUGAGGGAGGGGGAUGAGCUCUGUGGGCAGGAAGAGGCUUUCAGGACCUGGGCCAAGAAGGUCUUCAAGGCAGCCUGUGAUGUGUUCUGCGUGGGAGAUGAUGUCAACAUUGAGAAAGCAAACAACUCCCUCAUCAGCAAUGACCGCAGCUGGAAGAGGAACAAGUUCCGCCUCACCUAUGUGGCCGAAGCUCCGGAACUCACACAAGGUCUAUCCAAUGUCCACAAAAAGCGGGUCGCGGCCGCUCGUCUCCUCAGCCGUCAAAACCUUCAGAGUCCUAAAUCCAGCCGAUCAACCAUCUUCGUGCGUCUCCACACCAACGGGAAUCAGGAACUGCAGUACCAGCCUGGGGACCACCUGGGCGUCUUCCCUGGCAAUCACGAGGACCUCGUGAAUGCCCUGAUUGAGCGGCUGGAGGAUGCACCCCCUGUCAACCAGCUGGUGAAAGUGGAGCUGCUAGAGGAGCGGAACACGGCUCUGGGAGUUAUCAGUAACUGGACGGAUGAGCACCGCCUCCCGCCCUGCACCAUCUUCCAGGCCUUCAAGUACUACCUGGACAUCACCACGCCCCCGACACCACUGCAGCUGCAGCAGUUUGCCUCCCUGGCCACCAGUGAGAAAGAGAGGCAGCAUCUGCUGGUCCUCAGCAAGGGCUUGCAGGAAUACGAGGAAUGGAAAUGGGGCAAGAACCCCACCAUCGUGGAGGUGCUGGAGGAGUUCCGGUCCGUCCAGAUGCCGGCCACCCUGCUCCUGACCCAGCUGAACCUGCUGCAGCCUCGCUACUACUCCAUCAGCUCCUCCCCAGACAUGUAUCCCGAUGAGGUUCACCUCACCGUGGCCAUUGUCUCCUACCGCACCCGAGAUGGAGAAGGACCAAUUCACCACGGCGUGUGCUCCUCCUGGCUCAACCGGAUACAGUCUGAUGAAGUGGUCCCCUGUUUCGUGAGAGGAGCACCCAGCUUCCACCUGCCCCGAAAUCCCCAAGUGCCCUGCGUCCUGGUGGGCCCGGGCACCGGCAUCGCCCCUUUCCGAAGCUUCUGGCAGCAGCGGCAAUUUGACAUCCAACACAAAGGAAUGAGCCCCUGCCCAAUGAUCCUGGUCUUCGGGUGCCGGCAGUCCAAGAUAGAUCACAUCUACAGGGAGGAGACCCUACAGGCCAGGAGCACGGGGGUCUUCAGAGAACUGUACACAGCCUACUCCCGGGAGCCAGACAAACCAAAGAAGUACGUGCAGGAUAUCCUGCAAGAGCAGCUGGCGGAACCCGUGUACCGAGCCCUGAAGGAGCAAGGGGGCCACAUUUACGUCUGCGGGGACGUCACCAUGGCCGCUGAUGUCCUCAAAGCCAUCCAGCGCAUCAUGACCCAGCAGGGGAAACUCUCAGUGGAGGACGCCGGCGUGUUCAUCAGCCGGCUGAGGGAUGAUAAUCGCUACCAUGAGGACAUUUUCGGGGUCACCCUGAGAACGUACGAAGUGACCAACCGCCUUAGAUCUGAAUCCAUUGCCUUCAUUGAAGAGAGCAAAAAAGACACCGAUGACGUUUUUAACUCCUAACCGGAUCCUCUUGCCCAGACGGAUGGCAGGGGGGCCGCCCCAUGCGCUCCGGCAGGGGUGGCAGCGGGUUUUGUAAGCGUGGACACUGCUGAACCUUUCCUACGGGACCGCGCGUGGCCCCCCGCUCUGCCUCUCGUCCUGUCGCCGCGUGUCCUGGUUUCCCUCUUCUGGGUUCUCGCCUCUCAGUGUUCCCUUCUUGGGUUUCCUCCUUGAGUUUUCCUGCUGCAAUGCAAUGCCUUUAUAAUCCGCAGUGGCUCUUACAAAACUGUCCCCCCCACCCUUCCUGACAAGGAGACAUCAGCGGUGCGUGAGAGCACCGGAACAUGGGCACCGCUCGUGGCACGGCUGGUUUUCUGGGGUUCCCCUGGAGAGGCUGCAGGGGCAACACAGAAGAGUUUUCUGAGCCAGUCCCUCGGCCACUGAAGUCCCCCGUUUUUUAUGACGAUGUUCUGGGUGUGCGCACGUGUACGCAUGUGCAGUGCGCCUGGGUCGCGACCAUCCUCUUGCCUGUUGUAAGCGCGUUGCCUCCAGACCCCCGGUGCCCCAGCCUCUGCUGGCUCCAUAACUAAGGGUCUGUGCUAGGGUCCCUGUAACACUGGGAAGCGCUCUAAGGGUCCCGGUUAUAAAGGGUCAGCCAUGGAGAGCGGCAUGUGAUGGUUAAGGGGGAAAUCUCCAACGAAAAGGGGGAAAUCAACGAAUUCGAUGUAGUUAGAUUCUGGCGCCAGUUAGCGGCGCCCUCGCUGGGAAACUAACCCAUCUAGUGGAUGGGGCAACGCCUUCUCCAACCCCACCCACCCCAGCCGGAAUCAUCUGAUUUGGCCUCAGAGGCAAUAACACCCUCAAGGCCAGAAGUAGCCUUGUCCAAGGGAGCGGGCUGGAAAUAAGAAUCUUCUCGUUUUUGCCACCUGGUGACUUCAGACAAGUCCCUUGUCCUCAGUCUCCCCUCGUUGUAAUGUUAUAAAGCUAAAAAGUAUAAAUGGAUCAACCUGUAAAGCUGUGAAGACCGGAAACAAUAUGAAGGAAAGGUGUCAUGGUUCUGCUUUUAGUCUCCCAAGUGGGGCUUGCUGUUUCACCCUUGGGGGUAAAAUAAUGGAAGCCAGUCACAGUGGAACCGGUUUGGGGAGGGAAGCGUAAUGGGGCACCGCAUGGCGUCUCCUACAGGACCAUAGCUCAGGGGAGGAAGAACCUGGUCUUCAGUCUUUUGGCUUUCUAAAAGUGAUCCCCCAAAUUUUUAACCUGGUAAAAUAAUUUUGACAAAUAAAUUAUCCUUAACUCAGAUCAAAACUUGGCAGCAGUCUUUAGCAGGAAUCAGGGCAGGUACAAUUUCUGCCUGGCAGGCAACCUCCUGAGUUUACCCUCUCCAAGUAAAUGCACUGGAAGAGUCCCUUUAUACACUUAAGUGCUAAAAAUCGAUAGCAGGCAGCGUCCAGAGAGAGCCAAGAAAUCCCAGUGGCCCCACACAUAAGGGACUGCCUCCGGGGGUCUACCCUGGGCCCCCAGCAUUGGAAGGGAAGCAUUCAGCCAGUCCCAUCCUUCUGUUUGGUUUGGUUUUGUCACACAGAAAGAUGGCACUUCCUUUAUGUACUGCACAAUGGGCAUUUCUUUCUUGAUGCUCUAUUUGGGGGUUUGCCAAAGAGAAAGUGCCCUGGCCUUCUUUGGACGGGCCUUAGAAUGGGGGUGCCAAAAAGGUGUUGAGGGGGGACAACUUCCAAGACUCGUAAAGUCCAAGGACAAACUCUAUCUCGCCUUUCCCCACCCACCCUGGCAGCUCUCGCUGGUGUCCCUUCCCUGGGACAGAGUUAUAAUCUCCCUGCCUGCCUUUAAUCCUGUUUGCUCCUGCUCAGGCUUCCAUGGGCAUAGAGAACAAACACUCAGCAUGCUCCCCGACCCUUUCGACCCUGGAGCGAAGCCCAUUGUAAACCCCACACAAUUCUGGCUCCUAGUAGCUUUCCUCCCAGGGGAUUUCUUUCCAACCCCUUGAGCCUUUUGGAGAUACCUGCUAAGAUAUCACAAAGCUCCCCAGGGACUGAACUGCUGUGCUCAACCUCCCUCAAAGAGGGAGUGUGCUUCCCUCUCUAAAUUAAGCUUUAUGCACGAAUGCUUUUCCAUCAACGAAUAAAUACGUGUGAGCGCUUACUCUGUGCCAGGCACCUUCUUCAUAUAUCUCUGUUCCUCUAGCAAUAGGCAGACAGGUGGAAAUAACACUCUUGUUUUGUCGGGAAGGCCAAAGAAAUUAUUAUAUAACCAGGACUCAUCUUUGUUCCCAAGAAGAAUUAUUUUUUUUAAGUAAAUAGCUUUCAACCCCAACACAGCUGCUUCACAGCUGGCUAGAGGACAGGAAACUGGGCUGAUCUGUUUCCUCUCAUUUGUCAGAAUCCCUGGUACCAAAAGCCUGGCUAUAAGAAGCCUAAGAAGUGGAGGAUGGAGUUCUGAUUUAGGAUUUAGUUCUGAUCCAGGGUGUGUAAGUGCUGCCCUCUUGUGGUGGUUUUUAGUUCAGUCCAAGUAGCCAAAAAUAGGUGCAAAUUUUGGUAUAACAAUAGGUGAGCAAAAAUAGGAUUCACUGGCAUUUGGGGGUUACCCAGGUUAUAGACUUGUUCUUUACCUCUCCCCUGUGAAUUGGCCUGCAGUAGCUAGAACCCCACUUAACAAAAGUAAGUUUGGCCAGGAAGAAUGGGACAUCCAACCCCAGCGACCGGAAAGCUGGGACUUCAUGUUCUAUCAUUAUUAUGACUGUAAUUCCCGUACCUAGUGUUGGGAACGAAGCAGAAGUAGUUAAACUCCCUGAGAGGAGAUGGUCUUCUCUUGGUUUCUACAGAGAGAGUCAGCCAGGUAGCUUUUUUUUGAGGGGAAUGCUUCAGACCCACUAAAAUGGCGUUUUGGAAGCCAACCUGAGUCCAAAUGCUAACGCUCCCCCUGUUUCUGCAGACAGCUGUAGGCUGGUGAAUUGUUAACCUUUUGAGCCUGCAUAGCCACCUGUAUAACAAGGUGGGUUAAAUGAGAGACUGCCCCUAAGAUGCCCAGUUACAAUACUUGGGCCAUGUAAGCGAUCAAAUUCUAUGUUUUCACUUCAUCUAUAACAUUUCUUGCUUCUCCAGUAAUCGGAAGGCAUGGUGGAGCAUACAGAGCAAAACACAGUUCUUUUCUUACAGGUUAGACAGAGUCUGGCAUGUAGGGACACAAUCCUUAGAACUGAUGUAAAUGUCCGGGGUUUGAGAAAUGGGUGGGAUUCCAUCGGCUUUGGGGAGACAGGUUUGCCAGGAAGUAGAAACAGUGAAAAGAAAGGCAUGGACAGGGAGCACGUAGGGUAAACGGGGCGUGGCCUCAGACAGCCCAGCUUUGGAAGGCUGAGGAGGGUCAGAACGGUGAGAAAUGCUGGGAAGGUGGUCAGGGACCAGAAGAUGGGGAGAGGGGAGUGGCAUGUUAACGACUUUUGACUUUAUUUGGUAGGCAACAGGGGUCCUCAAGUGUUUACGAAAGGGGGAAAUACUGCGACUGGCAUUAUGCUUGGAAAAGAAUGUUCUGACCGCAGCCUAGAGCAUGAUGGCCGGCCAGUUGACCUAUCGGUACUUGAUUGUAGUAACCGAGGCUGGAAUGAGGGAAGAAGCCGAUGUAGUGAUAAAAGACAUUCCAGGGUUGAAUCAACAGGACUUGGGACCAAUCUGUUGUGGAAGAUGAAAACAAACGAGAAAGUCAAGAUUCUUGCCUCUCGGUUGAGAAAGGGGCCUUGUGAAACACAAACAGGCUCAAGGGAAAGAUGAGUUUGAGAUGCUGACGUGAUAACCAGCUUCUCCCUGAGUCCACAGGGUCAAUCCUUCCAAGGUCCAGCCAGGCCUAGAAGCUCAGAAAGAGAACUGACCCCAGGUCAGCAGACCUUGGACUCAGUACACAGGAUUUUCUUGCCAGAUUUGCUCUCAGCAGCCACCUGCUUUGGGCUCCAAAAGGAGGUCAGGUUUUGCCCUGAGUCCGAAACAAGUGAGAUUGUUCUAACUCAGAGUGGUUUCUGCCAGAAUGGUCAAGCCAGAUGUUUAUCCCCACAGCACCAGCCCCCAGGGCGGCCUUUUAAUCCCUGCUAUGAGGAAAACUGUGGAUGUAAGAUUUUGGUUUUUGCAGGCCAUGUUGACUUGUGUAUUUCUGUCUCCACGGCCCCGAUCCCAGCAUGUCUCUAGGCCCACUUUCCCACAAAGCCUUCUGUCUGCAUUGGCACAUUAAUCUGCGACCGCCUGCAAUGACAAGAAGGAAGAACUAUUACUAAUAUGAGCUUCCUAUGUGACCUGGCCACACUCCCUCUCUUCUCCCAACCCUUGCAAUGUCUCCUGCAUCCAAAUUAAAGGCUCAAGAACGAAAGGCCAGGAGCUGGGAUGGAGGAAACACAGGUCUGACAGUCUGCCCCUCAGGAACUCAACACACAUGAUCCCCAUGAAGCUGAAUUUGGCCUUCGGGGGGCUAACGCCUGCCUGGCCUCUUCUUUCUCUCACACCUACCCUGCCCUCAGUCCACUGCCAUUCCCUGCCUGGUGGCAAUAGGCACAGCCACCUCUCCCCAAACACGGAUGUGUCUCAGACCUGAGGACCGAGGUGAACUUAUAACCUUAGAACGAACAUCUGCGUCGGGCCUCUGCUCUUGUCAAAGCCACGUGCAAGGGGGGAGGUCAGGCGUCAAUAUGACUUGUUAUGUGUAUGGGUUCAUUUUGUCCUAGACUCUCAGUGGUUCUAAACGAGUAGGGCAUGUCUGUGCAGCCCAGGACAGAGCCCACUCUGGCCCUGGUGGGCAGGAACCAAUCUUCCUUCAGAUGUGGCUUUCCACAGUCUUCUAGAAAAUGACUCCAGGGCAUCCAAAUGUUCCGACUCGACUCCUCAGCUGUAGGGGAUUCUAGCCCAGGGUCUGUCCAGAGGUGCACUAGUGGCAUUUGGGGCUGAAGAACCCUUUGUGGUGGGGGCUGACCUUGGCAUUGGAAGACAUUGAGCGGUGUCCCUGCCUCCAUCCCACUAGAUGAUGCCAGCAGCAGUCCCCCCAAGCGUGAUAACCAAAUACGUCUUCAGACAUCGCCAGAUGUCCCUGGGGGGCCACAGAAUCUCUCCUGGCUGCCCUAGGCCUUCUGGACUAAGCAGAGCAUUCCUCAGCCUAAUGGCUAUUUCCAUUAUCAGCUGCCCAACUGAGACUCCAAGGAUUGUGAUGGAGGAAUGAAAAGGUGUGGUUUCACAAACUCCCUCCCAAGACAGCACGUUGGCAGCUCCAUUUCAGUACCAAGCGAUACCCUCAACGUCCGUUCUGGUUAAGAUCCAUGGAGGCCCAGUGCCCACCUGUGCCCUGCCGCCCACCUCCACCCUGUUUUCCUUGUUGUCUUGUUGUCACCGUGAUUGUAAAGACCCACUCCGGGCUCAGCAGUGGUUUUUCUGGAAGGCUGAGAGAGAGAGAGAGAGAGCAUGCUCAUUUGGUUGCUCACACCGCUGUACCCGGGGGUUCCAUUCCGGGGUUGGGGAGCGGGGGAGGGGGGCAGAGCAGUGUCACAUCUCGCCACACACACACACUGUCAGCAACUCGGCCUUCCCCGCUACCUCUGAGCUCUCGAUGCUGCUGAUCUCCGCCAAGUAUCCCGUGUGCUCCCGGCACCUUCCCUGAAGGACUGACACCCACCCCACGCUCUUUGCGCGGUUGUCCAGGCUGUGUUUGCCGCAUGCUCUUCUUCUGUAUAGUUCUCAUCUUCUCAUUGGAUGGAACUCAACAAAAGUCUCCUUCUGCCUGUUUGCAUUAUGGUUAAAACAUUAAAAA
Messenger RNA from Rhinolophus ferrumequinum (greater horseshoe bat), 11054 nucleotides. RefSeq names its product nitric oxide synthase 1 (gene NOS1). The record is from RefSeq and is a predicted model, not a curated record. Gene Ontology annotation, molecular function: nitric-oxide synthase activity; FMN binding; flavin adenine dinucleotide binding. The transcript has 30 exons. Bases 879 to 5285 code for a protein of 1468 amino acids. NCBI's taxonomy places the organism in Eukaryota, Metazoa, Chordata, Mammalia, Chiroptera, Rhinolophidae. Gene Ontology annotation, biological process: nitric oxide biosynthetic process.